Papilio xuthus (Asian swallowtail) is the source of this 1414-nucleotide messenger RNA. NCBI's taxonomy places the organism in Eukaryota, Metazoa, Arthropoda, Insecta, Lepidoptera, Papilionidae. The record is from RefSeq and is a predicted model, not a curated record.
GCCCGCGGCUGGUCGUAGCUGGCUCUUGUAUCAGUGGCAGCCGACAUCGCGCCCCGGCUGGCCGGUCCCUCGUAACAUAUUAUUCACGCGUUUGUGCAACUUUAAACAUGUUAUCGACAGUGCUACUUAUAGCUUUACCUUUGGUUACCGCUGAAAUACCUUCCUACAUCAAAGUAUGCCAGCGAAAUGAUCCUAAUGUGGAUAAAUGCAUCAUGAAUUCCGUAGAAGAACUGCGGCCAAAGAUGAUUAAGGGUAUUCCCGAAUUGGACGUGCCUGGUAUAGAGCCGCUCAGCCUCGGCCAGAUCGCACUUGCGCGGGGUCCGCAGGGCGCCAAACUCACUGCGGUCGUCAAUGACGUCAAAGUGCGAGGUCCCAGUAACUUCAUCAUUGAGGAGCUAAAGUCAGACCUUGACAACAAUCGGUUUGACUUCAAGCUGCUCCUGCCACGGCUGGACUUCAAUGGCAAGUACAAGAUGGACAUCCAAGUACUGUUGCUGCGUCUACAGGGUCGCGGCAAUAUCACUGGCUCCUUCAAGGAUUACGCUUGCAACGUGACCAUGAGAGGACACAAAGAGAAGCGCGGAGACGAUGAAUAUUUAACAUUCGAUCCAUUCAAAGUCAAGCUUCGUGUUGGAGAAUCUUCAAUAUACCUGACGAAUCUCUUCGACGGUGAUCCGAUCCUGGGACCCGCUACAAACAGGGUCAUCAACGAAAACUCUCAAGUAUUCCUACAAGAAAUAAGUCCUGUCUUAGAACGCAGCCUUGGGGAACUCUUCACGGAAAUGGCGAAUAAAAUAACAUCAAAGUUCACGUACAAAGAACUGUUUCCUUGAUUCGAGUUAUAGCGGUUUUUAGUUUAGAUUGUGUGUGAUUAUAUUUUUUUCUUGUAAAUUGCUGGUACACAUUUUAAAAGUAUAAAUAUCGUUUUCAUAGUCCCAAUUUGUCUCUGCUGUGUAAGAUUUUUGGUUGUAAAAUGAUACGUAACAGUUGUAGCAGCUGUCAGUGACUUUUCUUUGAUCUUUGUCAUCAGUUUAACCAAGUAGGGUGACUAUAAAUUGAAUAUUCCAAAUAAUUAAUUUGAUAUUAGCAUAAUUUUUUGUUACAACUUUCAGUUGUUUUUGGAAUAAAAUUUAAAUUUAAUUACAUCAUCACAGUACUCUAAAUUCCAGCAUUUUAAUAAAUACUAGUUUUUUUUUGUAUUUAUUAUAUAUUUCAUAUUGGUUUUGAAAUUAAUUAUAAGUUUAUUUUUAAUUUUUAAAUGUGAUAGUAAUAGUUAUGAAUAAUGUAACCAUCAACACGUUGUAAAUUAUGAUUAAAAAAAAUCUCUUAAAUGACAUUAGUAAGUGUAAUUUAAUUUCAAAUUAGUUCGAUUUUUUUUGUUUUUAGUCGUAGUUUAAGUUAAAGACAUCUCUAU